AUGUCUGAAGCAGACCACCGAAAACUCCUUUCACUUAGGUCUGAACUGACCUUACUAUUACAAUCAAUAGCUACUAAAUCACUAGGGUGGAAUAAGCAACUAUUCUAUGCCCAGGGGAAUAGGUGUGGGAAACUCCUAGCCAAUGCACUCAAACAAAGACAAGGGAGAACAUACAUCCCUCAAAUUAAAACAGCUAACAACAAAACAGUACAAACAAAUGAAGAAAUAGCGAACACAUUUAGGGAAUUUUACCAUUCGUUAUAUAAUAUAACAAAGACAACACAGAACAAGGAGAUGCUUCAGACCCAUUUAGCAUACAAAUUUGACAGAGUACUCCCCCAGAUACUGACCAGGUCCUUGGAUGAGCCAUUCACAUUAACAGAGCUCAUAAACACAGUCAAAUCCACCCCCUCGG
This is a messenger RNA of Pelobates cultripes (western spadefoot toad), 415 nucleotides long. The record is from the annotation of a GenBank genome assembly. NCBI's taxonomy places the organism in Eukaryota, Metazoa, Chordata, Amphibia, Anura, Pelobatidae.